CCCCACACUUAAGUUCGACAUUACCCUCAAUGGAGCAAAAUGAAGGAUAAGGGGAACGAUGUUACCGAAAGAAAAGACUGUCGGGGGACUGGAAAUGGACCAGGCAGCAGGGGACAGAUGGAACGAUGGAACAAUCUCGCAGGAAGGGAACAUAAAGAACCCACUAGCACACUGUGCGUAAGGGAUCAGAGUUAGCCCAGAUGGCCACAAAACGGACAAUCCACAUGGAGCAAACAAGAAAACCCCAAAACAAAAAACACACUCGAAGGGGCGACGAGUACAGACUACUCGUCGCCGAGGUUGUCAAGGUCGAUGUCGUCCAUGAAGGCAUCAUCACUAGCUGGCGGGGGUGGAAGUGGGGAGUCCUCCCAGGGAGUCCGCCAGACUGGCUGCUCUCCCAGUAUCAGCUGGAGAAGGUGUUGUUGGACCUCCUACAUACGACGAGCCCGGCCACGCUCCCUCUCGAUGUGAGCAAGGGUCACCCCCUACUGGGCCUCCAUGCGGUCGAGGCGCUCAUCAUAUGCAGCCAUCUGGGUGUUAUAUUUGGCCUCGUGAGCCGAGAACUGAUGCUGGAACUGGAGAUGAUGCUCGAGGAGCUGCUGAUUCUGGAGAUCCAGCUGCUGGAACUGGUGAGUGAAGUAGUUGAUAGACCAUUGAUUGCACAUGCUUUUACCCCUAUUCUUGAGUCGUUUGAGAUGUUGAUUCUCGCGUUUUAGGCCGAUUUCACGCUAGGUUGUUAUUGUUUGGGAUAUUUCGGGACCUAGUACGUGAAUGAAGGUUUAGGAACGAGUUUGGUGUCGAUUGGACGAAGAUUGGACAUUUGGCAAGAAGCUGAUGGAGCCACACGGGCACGCCUAAAAACCUACACGGCCGUGUGACCUGGCCGUGUGACAUCAAAUUGUAUGGGCAAAAUCACACGGGCCGUGUAGGGGACCCCUUGUGGCCGUGUGGAAAUUCCAGGGAACUCACACGGGCAACCUGAAAAUCCACACGGCCGUGUGGGUCUGGCCGUGUAGCAUACCCGAAGCUCACUUAUCGAAACGCCGCGUUUUGCACUUCCAGACGGGCAGCUGGAAAAGUCACACGGCCGUGUGGCCUGGCCGUGUGACACGGGAGUUUCUGGGAUUUUAACCCAAUUUCCAUCCAAAAGAGAGGGGUUCGGAGUUUUAGAGAGAUAGAGUGAUACCAAGAGAGAGAAAGUGACGAACCUAACUCUGCAAGUGUCAUAGAUCAAUCUCCAUCACCAUUGGAGCCCGGCUUGAGCUUGGAGAAGAUCUGAUUGAGUUCCAGAAGUAGUUUAUCAUCCUUCACAGUAUGGUUUCCGCAUCUGAGCUAGAUUUCCCAUCUCUCUCUAUGGAGUAACUUUCUUAUUCAUCUAGGUAAUAAGAACCCUAGAUUUGU
Molecule: messenger RNA, 1401 nt
Organism: Linum trigynum
Lineage: Eukaryota; Viridiplantae; Streptophyta; Magnoliopsida; Malpighiales; Linaceae
Source: the annotation of a GenBank genome assembly